Molecule: messenger RNA, 2007 nt
Organism: Anarrhichthys ocellatus (wolf-eel)
Lineage: Eukaryota; Metazoa; Chordata; Actinopteri; Perciformes; Anarhichadidae
Product: merozoite surface protein CMZ-8-like
Exons: 2
Coding region: 9-524 (171 amino acids)
Source: RefSeq, a predicted model, not a curated record
GAGCAGACAUGUCGGUUCCACAAGUGCUACUUGAGACUGUGGACAAUUUUAUCAAAAAUGACUUAAAAAAGUUGAAGUGGAUCAAACCGAUUCAUCGAGAAUUGAUCGACACCUACGGCGACGAAAUGGCUGUGAACGUCACUGCUGAGGUUCUGAAGAAAUUGGGCAAAAAUAACGAUGCAAAGAAGUUGAAGAACAGUUACGCAGCAGGGGGAAACACAGCUGCACCCUCCACAUCUGCUGCAGCACCUCCUGCUGCUCCCGUAGCACCUCCUGCUGCUCCUGCACCACCUCCUGCUGCUCCCGUAGCACCUCCUGUUGCUCAUGUAGCAACUCCUGCUGCUCCCGUAGCAACUCCUGCUGCUCAUGUAGCAACUCCUGCUGCUCAUGUAGCACCUCCUGCUGCUCCCGUAGCACCUCCUGCUGCUCCCGUAGCAAUGAUGGCUCAGGAAAGAAGUAUCAUCAUCGCCCCGACAGUCACAGGUGGCACCUCUGGGACAUGGAAUAUAACCAUCAAUAAAUAGACUCAUGAAACACAUCCAGAUCGAGAUAAGGGAAUACACACUUGUUUAUUUUUAUUAUUUUUGCCCAGAUUGGCAUUUAAUGCCGGCUGUAUUGUUCUUAGUGCAGUUCGAUACACACACACACACACACACACACAUACCGAGGGGCUCCACGGACAUACAGGGGACUUCCAUAUUAGGAGGUACAUUACUGCGGCCAUGUCAUGAAGUGCACUCUGCACGUGUGCAUCUGGGGACGAGGUGGUUAAUGUCGUCGGCAUAGCUGACGCCAGAACAGCUGUAUGGUACAAAACUAUAAAACAUCAUGAAAUGUUUAUCUCAUGUGCACCUGCAUUGGAGCCUCUCUAUAGACCAAAAUAGAAGCGCUCCGUCAAAAUGUAUAAUUCUCAAUUAUCCAUCAGUUAUAGUUCCGGGUCCAGAUAAAACAGCGUCUGACCGCGGCCCGCCUAUUAGUGACCCCUGCUAUAGACUCUACCAGAUGAAGUAUUCUGUAUGAAAUGUGCUCGCUUAGACGGCCCCUACAUCAUGCUAUGUACACGGGGGUCGCUCACACACAUACAGCUCCAUACUAAUAUACACACACACACACCUACACACACACACAAGCAAACAUUUUUGUUCAUUUUUACUCUUAUGUUAAUUUACUGUAAUCAUGUAUUGCUUAGGAAUGUGACCUCGAGAGACGGUAGAGCCGACAAACUUGCUGAAGAGUACAUAUAUUUUAAAGAUGACUCUGUUAUUUACCCUGCGUGGCAAAAAUGUAUGAAGUUACACGUACUUAGAUUUCUAAUCAUAUUUCUAAGAUUUGUUGUGACAUCAUUUAUCAUUGUUCCAUUGUUGUAAAUCAUGUAUCCAUGUAGCCCGAUGAGAACAUGAGGGGGGGGGUACACAACUAGCCUCUAAGUAGAGAACAUCUGAAACUAUUGCUUGAGAGUUCAUGGAGCAGAGCUACUCAGUUGUCUGACCCUCGGAACUGGUAGAAUCUACGCUUUGAUUGGCCAGUCUGCGUUCGAGGGGCGGGGCUUAGUGAAGAGUCUAUUACGUGUGUAAAAUGGGCACCUUUGCAUUGUCAUGUCAUUGUUUCAUCACCAGCAAACACUUGUGGGUGCCCACAGCAUGUGUAAAAGUUGUAAUCCUUAAGAGGAGCAGCUGAUUCCUUAGUCAAUGAAAAGUUAGAGACAAAUACAGAGAGACUACCUUGAAUUGAUUUUGCUGAAAAAAUGCGGACCAUGAAUACUAUCAAAAAUGUGUAUUGAUAUAAUAAAUACCGUCAACAUUAAGACUGAAGCGGUAGCCAGUAUUCUCUAUGUCCCAACACGUUUUAAAGUGUUGAUCCUGAGAUUUAAGUACAGCUCCAUCACGUCUGCAGGUACUUGUCAUCUCCACCUGGUGUCAGCAGUUGUGUUACGAAAAUAACCCCGAUUGAUCAGGUGAUUGCUUGAUUCAAUAUUAUUGGAAUUUAAUAAACUCUGUUAUUUAAAAA